Meleagris gallopavo (turkey) is the source of this 2625-nucleotide messenger RNA. Lineage: Eukaryota; Metazoa; Chordata; Aves; Galliformes; Phasianidae. The record is from RefSeq and is a predicted model, not a curated record.
CCGCCCGCUCUCUCCGUGCACCCCACAGGCACAUCAGAGCUGAGCCCCUUCUCGGACCCACGGCAGUUCGACCGCUCCUUCCCCACGCUGCCAACCCUCACCGAGACCAGGUUCUCCGACCCACGGAUGCAUUACCCCGGCGCCAUGUCAGCCGCCUUCCCCUACACCGCAACCCCUUCAGCCACGGGCAUCGGGGGCAUCAGCAUGACCAGCAUGCCCACCACCACGCGUUUCCACCACACCUACCUGCCUCCUCCCUACCCCGGCUCCACGCAGAACCAGAGCGGACCCUUCCAGACCAACCCCUCUCCCUACCAUUUGUACUACGGCACGUCGUCGGGUUCGUAUCAGUUCUCCAUGGUGGCGGGUGGUGAACGCUCUCCCACCCGGAUGCUCUCUUCGUGUACGAGCGCCUCGGCGGGGAACAACUUAAUGAACCCCAACCUGGGCAAUCAGAACGACGGGGUGGAUGCGGACGGGAGCCACAGUAACUCACCGACAACCAUGACGACUACUGGGAGGAUGGACGAGUCGGUUUGGAGACCCUACUAGGAAGGAGGAGGGCAGCUGGGCACCGAGAGCUUUAACCGGAUCGGCCGCCGUGACGUUACUCCUUUCCCAUCGAAAUGAUGCCGAGGGAAAAGGUAAACCAAAGUCUCCCAAACCAAAAGCAAAGCAGGAGGAAUCCUCUACACAUAAAUAACCACGGGCAAACAUCAAGCAAAGCUGGGCCGGGACCUACGUUACAUUUCAAGAUGAACGUCCACAAGGCUUGAAUUUGUCGCUUGAUGUGGUUCUUUUCAUAUGGUUUUAAUAUGUGGAUUGUACAUAGGGAAAAAAAGAUGCGUGGAUUCAGAUGUUUGUUUACUGCCGAACACUUCUUGGUCAUCUCACUUGCACCCUCAUCCCCACACAAAGCAUUCAGGAGUCAGUGAAAGCUCGCCCUUCUGCAAAGCGCUCCAGAGACAAGAGCAGGAAAUCAUCCGAGCCAUCUCUGUGCCGAAGCACAAAGACUGAACUGAAAAAAAGGAAAAAAAAAAAAAAAAAGGAAAGAAACCUUUGUCUCCUCUCAUUCCCUCCCAGCAGUGUAGGGCUGCUGCUGCUGCCCAGCAAAGAGCUCUGGUUUACAGCACAAGUUACAGGCUGUGUCCCUCGUGGGUCGGCAUCAGCCACGCGAACGGGAGCUGUGAUGGGGCUGUGAUUAUUCCUUGCUGACGACAGAGGUUGUAUUGUUCACUUCUGUGCACUGUCGUCGUUUUUUAAGCAGUAGCGUGGCUGAUCCCGUGCCCGGCAGGCCCUCCCCUCUCCUCUAUGUUUACAUACGAGAUGUACUUUUUACAUGAUGCGUUGUGUUUUGUUUGCUCUCUCGCCUUGACCUCACCGUUCAAUUCUUUGCUCCCCUUAGCAGAUCUCAGCGAUGAUGAUGGUGGUGUGUGACAUGAAGGCGGUGUUGGGGGCAAUCCGAGAUGUGUGAGAUGCACUUCCCAGCUCGUGAGCUGCUGUGGGGCUGGGAACCUUUGGCACUGCGCUGCCGUGGGUCUGUGGGUCUUCCUUUGAUCCUCUCUGAAUGCCUGCACACACAGCUGCUGGCAAAGCGUCCUCCUUCUGCUGUGAUUCUUUCCUGUGUUUUCACCAGGAGUGGACGGACACGCGAUGAUUUGUUUUAUUAAGCAACGACUGGCAUCUUAUCAGUGUGUGCUGAAAGCGCCAACUGAGAUCUGGAGAAAGGAGCGCUUCCUACUCAGCCCCUUUAAUGGUGGGAAGGUCGUGAAGCAGUGCCAGCUGUCACCCCACAUCCCCUCCUUUCCUCCAGGUGUCCUGUAGUGCUGGUGUUGGCUCAGCAGCUGAAGGAUCAGCACUCAGAGUCACCGUGGAACCAUUGGGGGCUCUGCUGAGCCCCAACGCACACCAUGGUUCCAUCCAUUCCCACCAGUGCUGGGUUGGUGGUUGGGCACGAUGACCUCAGAGAUCUCCUCCAAUCUUAAAGAUUCCACGACCUGCACUGUGCCUCUUUGUGCACGAGCAAGAGAAAACAUAAACCCAGCAGCUGCCCUCCCAUCCUCCCCUCCUGAAUUUAUGCCCUUACGGCAGCAGCACCUCUUGCCAAAUCUCAGUUGGUAGCUCAUCAGCAAUCAGUUCUAAUUGCACUACCAUGUAGAGGUGGGAGCAAGGCGUCCCCAUUUAGUCGGAAAGCUGCGAUGACCACUUUGUGAGUUAAACGUGCAACAAGAGAAACAACUCUUCUAUAAGAUUCAUCCCACCCCCAAAUCCCUUCCCCAGCAAAACUGCAACUUUCACGUCCUUAAGCAACAGCAGGCACCUUUGGGUGCUCCCAGCUGGAGAAACUGGACCGGAGCAGCCUGUGUUUGGAUGCAUUUAUAUUGAUCAUCCAAUCGCACCACUGAUUGAAAGCACAAGCAAACAAGGCAUUCGUAGGACUAGCUUAAUUUAAGACUGUUCGUAGUGAAUUAAAAAGAAAAGCAACGGUGUUGUUUUUAUGACAUAUUGUCAUGUGAAGGCGUAAAUAUACGCACCUCUAUGAUAUGCAGAUGGUCACGAGACAGGCCAAUGUUUUUUGCUUUGCACUAUAAUUUGCUUUUUUUUUUAAAAAAAAAAAAAGAAAAA